CCGGCCGCGACUGCGUGCUGCUGCAAGAGGACUUUCUGGCGCACCGAGGCCGACCCCACGUCUAUCUGCAGCGCAUCCAGCUCAACAACCCCACGGAGCGCGUGGCCGCGCUGCAGACUGUGGGCCCCACUGCCGGUCCGGUCCCCAGGGCCUACACCAGCACCUUGGAGAAGGUCGGAGACCAUCAAUUCCUCCUCUACUCGGGCCUGUCCCCGCCUCUUCCCACGGGCCUGGUGCACCUGGUGGUGGUGGCCGCCAAGAAACUAGUGAACCGGCUCCAAGUGGCUCCCAAGACGCAGCUGGAUGAGACGGUGCUGUGGGUGGUGCACGUCUCAGGCCCUGUUAACCCCCAGGUGCUCAAAAGCAAAGCAGCCAAGGAGCUCAAGCUGCUCCAGGACUUGGCGCGGAAGGAAAUGCUGGAGCUCUUGGAGAUGCCCGCGGCUGAGCUGCUUCAGGACCACCAGCGCCUCUGGGCUCAGCUUUUCAGCCCAGGUGUGGAAAUGAAGAAGAUCACAGAUGCCCAUACCCCGUCCGGCCUGACGGUGAACCUGACCCUGUAUUACAUGCUAUCCUGCUCACCAGCCCCACUGCUCAGCCCCAACCUGAGCCACAGGGAGAGAGACCAAAUGGAGUCAACGCUCAACUAUGAAGACCACUGCUUCAGUGGCCACGCCACCAUGCACGCAGAGAACCUCUGGCCGGGCCGGCUGGCCUCGGUGCAGCAGAUCCUGCAGCUCUCUGACCUGUGGAGGCUGACCCUGCAGAAGCGAGGCUGCAAGGGGCUGGCGAGGGCGGGCGCCCCCGGCAUCCUGCAGGGCAUGGUGCUCAGCUUCGGUGGGCUGCAGUUCACCGAGAACCACCUCCAGUUCCAGGCGGACCCCGAUGUGCUGCAUAACAGCUACGCCCUGCACGGCAUCCGCUACAAGAAUGACCACAUCAACCUGGCCGUGCUGGCGGACACCGAGGGCAAACCAUACCUGCACGUGUCCGUGGAGUCCCGCGGCCAGCCCGUCAAGAUCUACGCCUGUGAAGCGGGCUGCCUGGAUGAGCCUGUGGAGCUGACCUCAGCGCCCCAGGGCCACACCUUCUCGGUCAUGGUGACGCAGCCGAUCACUCCACUGCUCUACAUCUCCACGGACCUCAUGCACCUGCAGGACCUGCGGCACACACUGCACCUCAAGGCCAUCCUGGCCCACGAUGAGCACAUGGCCCAGCAGGACCCCGGGCUGCCCUUCCUCUUCUGGUUCAGCGUGGCUUCCCUCAUCACCCUGUUCCACCUCUUCCUCUUCAAGCUCAUCUACAACGAGUACUGUGGGCCUGGGGCCAAGCCCCUCUUCAGGAGCAAGGAAGAUCCCAGUGUCUGAGUGAACCAACAGUCCUGCUUUCAGCCACCAAUUGCACAAGACACCCAGCACGGACACUGCUGCUGCUACGAACAAGGGAUCCUUUGACAGCACCCACCCUUUUGUGCCUUGUUGGGGACACCAGUGACGCAGAAGCGCGUGUGGAUGUUCAGGAGUUUGCAUUGGGGAAUGGGAGGGGAGGGGCCAGUGGACUUUUUGUAAGCUUUCGACUCAAUAAAAUGAACCUAUAUGGAAAAUACUUGAAAUCGAACUCACUCCUUCCCCUUUUCCCCUUUCCUCUGGCCCAGGAACUAGACCUCUUUUGAAAAGACUUUGGGAAAAAUUGUGGGGUUUUUUCUAAUUUAAUGUGUUCCUUCUUGACUGCAUUUUUAAUUUAUUGUUGAGAUUUUGCUGGAUGGCUUUGGCAUCCACCUUAGACUGAAUCUUGGUGGUGAUUUCCGAUCUCUCCACAGGGAUGGCAUUUGGGGGCCCCACCGGUGGCCUGUGUAGAGGGCUUGGGUCUGGGGUCAUCCUCAGGUUUGCACAUGGUCUCUUUCCAAUGAGCCCGCGGACAUCGGUGGGUUUGUACUUCUGGGCUUUAGGGGACGUGUUUAACUUUCUAGUGAUCGAUGAUUGUCGGGUUUUGAAAUACCAAAGCUUUCUUUUGUUCUGUUUUUAAAUAAAUCUCUUUCAAACUUCA
Molecule: messenger RNA, 2043 nt
Organism: Miniopterus natalensis
Lineage: Eukaryota; Metazoa; Chordata; Mammalia; Chiroptera; Miniopteridae
Product: KIAA2013 ortholog
Source: RefSeq, a predicted model, not a curated record